This is a messenger RNA of Seriola dumerili (greater amberjack), 3590 nucleotides long. RefSeq names its product cell division cycle associated 2 (gene cdca2). Gene Ontology annotation, cellular component: nucleus; chromosome. The record is from RefSeq and is a predicted model, not a curated record. The transcript has 15 exons. Gene Ontology annotation, biological process: regulation of mitotic nuclear division; regulation of chromosome segregation. Lineage: Eukaryota; Metazoa; Chordata; Actinopteri; Carangiformes; Carangidae. Bases 67 to 2820 code for a protein of 917 amino acids.
GUUUUUACAUAUAUAUAUAUAUUUUUUAACAGUAGAAGCCCCCGUCAUUUUCCUUAAAUUUACAAGAUGGCUACCGUAGAGUUGAACACCACUGGCACUGAGCGAGACCAAAAGGAGAAAAUGUUGUCCCCCUCUGAAGAGGACUCCCCUGCUGUUUUAAAUGGCAACUCAGCCCCCCUGAAUUUCUCAGAGCUCACACCUUGUCAGUUUGGCAUCUCUGUCCAGAGUUUUACCGCAGUAGGAUCAUCAAACCGCAGAGAUAAGUCUCGUCUAGCACAAAUAAAGGCGAGGCGGCGGUCGAGCAUCGGUGUCCGGGGCUCCCCAGAGACAAACUCUCUCAUCCGCUUCAUGGCACAACAGAGAAUGAAGACUCCACCAACUAACCUAACUCCAGAGUGUGUCAGAAGUAGCCCCUUCCCUCCCCGGGUCACUUCCACACUGAGGCAGAAGAUGGCCUCCUUCCAGAGCCUGAUGGAUAUGGAGGAGAGUGAGGUCUGUGAUCCGAUGCCAAGGCAGGACAGAAACAUUGGAGGAUGCAUCAAGACAAGAGAUUAUCUGUCUGAUGAGAGCAGCAUUGAUGGAGGCAAGGAAAACCACCCUCCAAUGAUGAUGCCCACACCCAAAAAGAGGAGGUGUCUGGGCCCCCUGGAAGCCUGCGAGGUGCAGAUUAGAGAGGCCAGCACUCCUAUCCUCCACUUCAGUUUGAAGGAGCAGGAGGAGGCUGACGAACCAGUGACACAGGUUUUGACACAAGAACCACUGCCAUCCAAAGAGACUGUGGAAGAGGCCCAAGCUGUGCUUAUUUCCCCAGCCCUACAUGAUGACUUUGAGGGCUGUUCCCCCACUAAGAAACAACAGGAUGGUGCCUUUGAACUACAAAGCCCCAGCCAACCGCCACCUGAUGAUCCUGCAGUAGCUUCUCCAGCUCACCCUGCCUCCCCCGUCUACAUCCCCUCUGUCCCUUCUCUGCUGGAGACGAAGCCUACAGGGGAGGAUGACUCCACUGGAAUGUCCUCAGUUAAGAAGAAAAAGAGGGUGCGCUUUGGAGGUCCGCUCUCUCCUGAGUUCUUUGAUAAGAACCUGCCCCCCAGCACCCCACUACAGAAGGGGGGCACACCGGCUCGAGCACCCACACCAGGUCAGGGCUUACAGCUGCGCUCAUUGCUCAAGACGCCACAGAGGAGUGAAUCCCAGACCCCGCAAGCUCAGCCAGACCUCAGCAGCCCCACCAUGUUUGGUGCCUCCCCAACACUUGCAAUGCCUCGCCGCUGCAGAAUGCAGCUUGUGGGAGAGGACAGUGAGGAGACGGUUGGAAAGAUUGUUUUCCCCUCAAUGGAGGAGAUUGACUCUGCAGUGACAAGUGGUGCAGAAUAUAUGUGGGACUCCCAGCCGUUGAACUUAAACACUGCUUUCCAUGAGGAGGCUAUUUCUCUGAGAGAAACAGAGUCUGAGAUUAAACCCAGCACAACCUCCAUCAUGGACGUCCUGGAUGAGCCUGCCUCCUUGCCUGAAAAUGAAAAGCAACCUGAAGCUCCAGCCCCAGUUCCAGCCAGAUCCAGCAACCGAAGGAAAAAGCAGCAAGAACCAGAGCAUGAAUCUACCGGUGAGGCUCCAGCUCGCUCCAGCAGUCGAAAGAGAAAGCAACCAGAGGAGAAUGAACCUGCGAAGAGGUCGACACGCUCUGCUGCCAAGUCGGCCGCCGGGAAGAUGAAGGUGACCUCCACAGCUGCACGUCGGUGGAACAGGGACGUGGACCGCUCCCUGUAUGGCUCUAGGGAAUACGCCUCCAAGAACCCCACCCUGAGUCCCAUCACCGAGAAACUGUCCUUCAUCAGUCAGUCUCCAGCAGCACAGCAGACUCCCUCCAUGAGCUGCACAGAACAUGAAGCCACAAAUCCAGAGACCCAGAUGAACCCUGAAAUGGAUAACGACACUCAAAUGACAGGUGACCUCACUGUGACACACGCCUUGGAAAAUCCUUUAGAAAAUUCAGUCACAUGUCCCAACUCCAGUACAGAAAGCACCACAGGGAGAGGCAGGAGGCUGUCAGGGCAGAGGGUCAGAGGGAGAAGACUGAAAAGGAAGGUCAGUGUUGGCGACUGUGACCUGCUCAGAGAGGAGCCUCAGGACCAGACUGAAGGAAAGACAGAGGAGCACUGUGAAGACCAAACCACUACAAAGCUUGAGGCAUCAAGAGAAACCCAGCUGAACCACACUGUACCUGAACAGGGAGGUGUUGCCAUUGAACUUAAUGCCAGUACACCAAGCACAGACUCAGACAGGAAAUCAGAAUGUCAUGCUGGUCUGAAUGUCUGCCCAUCUCCAGGAGAAGAACUCGACUACACUUUGAAUCUGCCAGCAGAGGUAACAAAAAGGAAAGCCAAACAGAGCAGGAGGAGCUCUGUAAACAGCCCAGCCCUACAGGAGCAGGGGGACCAGGUGGAGGAGCAUCAAAAGAGCCAUGAGGUGGAGCAAAACGGACAGGGAGACCAAGCAAUGAGCGAUCAUGAAAACAAGAGCAGGUCGAGCUCAGACAGCCAGGGAGAGGAGGGAGUAGCUCAUUUGGACCUGGCCCCCUGGCAAGCUGACUUUAAUUUUGAAGAUGUGUUCAAACCUGUCGCCACUAGAGGGCAGCGCUCUGUACGCCGCAGUCUGAGGAACCAGAGCAACAGCAACAGCAGUGCAGGUCUUGCCUGGCUGCCUCGGACCUCUCCUGACUCUGUCAAAGAGGCCCGCAGGAGGACCCGGGGCCGGCGGCUCAGUGCUGCUCCACCCGUCCAACCUUCAGUCUCUGAGGAGACACAAGACGAUGCUUCAUGAGACUGUAAAUUGAUCAGAUGGGAGACUGUGUUUAUUUGAAUGAACUGAGAUUAAAGGGAGAUAAGUGAUGCGUUCAUCACUCUGUCAUACAUGCCUAACCAGCCUGUUUUCUUAAAAUUAAAUGGAAUGAUUUUUCAACGAAGGAGCUGAUUGCUUAACAUUAUCUAAAACCUUAAUGCUUUUGUUCUGCCUGAAUUAUUAGAGCUGACCGAUAAUUUCUUGCCAGAUUCCACGAGGUAACCAAGUUAGUCAAUACACACUGAGAGCCCAGUCGUGUCUGUUGACCACCUCCUAAUCAAUAUCCAACCACUCAGCUGGUAAUCACAGUGCAUCUUCAGUCUCCCUCUCCAAAGUCACUGGAUCGAGCAUCUCCAAAUCAAUAUCUACUCUUUGUGGAUGGAUGGGGAUGGCUGGGGGAGGGGAGAGUGAAUCUGCCUCACACACAGAAAUCAACUUAAUAGGCUCAAAUAAUUCUCUUUAUUUGUGGCAGCUGGAGUUUGUUUUGUUUUUUUCUUCUUCCAGUGACCAUUGAUACUGUUGACAUACAGAAAGAUGUCAGAAGACGUCCCUGUCUCAUUGUGGUAUCUGAACUUUUAAUGGAUGGUCUUAAUACCCUGCUGAUAAUUAAUAGUGAUAGCCAUACAUUGCAUCAAGUUAAAUAUGAGUUGAUGUUCUCAAUGGGUUUCCAGAAAUGUGUACCUUGCUAGACUGAUAAAAUAAAUACUUUGGUUGCGUUCCAUCACACCAAGCUGUGUUCAUUUAAACAGAUG